This is a messenger RNA of Dendronephthya gigantea, 597 nucleotides long. RefSeq lists its product as uncharacterized. The transcript is spliced from 3 exons. The record is from RefSeq and is a predicted model, not a curated record. The coding region runs from base 180 to 500 and encodes 106 amino acids. Lineage: Eukaryota; Metazoa; Cnidaria; Anthozoa; Malacalcyonacea; Nephtheidae.
AAACUAAGUGUAUUACAUUUGCUUGCCGCUGAUCAAAUAGACCACAGAUUCAUUAAGCACUUCGCGCUUUUUUUCCGCGGAUUAAAAACCUGAUUGAUAAAUAAAUUUAUUAAUUUAAUUUAAAUUUCAAAUUAAUCAAAUAUAAAGUACAGUACGUUGGAAUUUUCAUUCGAAGAAGCAUGGGAAGACAUCUAAAAGAAAAACGACGCCAAUACAAGCAGAACCGUAGGGAAAGGUUGAACAAGAAGAAAAAGUAUGUGUUUAUAGAAGUCAAUAAAGAUGAUAAAAAACAUGAAGAGAGAGAUGAAAUUGAAGCAGCACAAUUGGGUAAUGAUGUUGCAAUUGGCAAUAAAACUAGUGCCAAAGAGAUGGAUAGGAAUGUAGCAAAGGAUUGGUUAUACAUGAAUAUGAUCAAAUAUUUUAAGAAAAAGAAUGGAUUUCUGAAGUUUAGGAGAGCUAUGGAAAAACCAAAAGAGGGUGAAUAUUGUAGUGGUGAGUGAAUGCUAUUGUGUAUGGUAGUUACAGUAAAUUCAAUUUAGCUCUGUGAUAGUGAGUUAAUCUACAUUACUUUUGAAACUGAGAAAUUUUUUAAUGGGA